Molecule: messenger RNA, 530 nt
Organism: Aspergillus ochraceoroseus IBT 24754
Lineage: Eukaryota; Fungi; Ascomycota; Eurotiomycetes; Eurotiales; Aspergillaceae
Exons: 1
Coding region: 173-472 (99 amino acids)
Source: RefSeq, a predicted model, not a curated record
UUGUUUUGUGUCGAAGCAAAGAAUUAUCGAUGGGGGGAGAAGAGAAGAAGCAGAGAGAAUCCACGGUGAGAAGAGAAGCAGACAAGGGGAAAAGCGGAAGAUCGAAAGGGUUAGACGGGGAAAGAAGAAGAAUAGAGUCAGGAAGAAUGAAAGGAAAGCAAGCAAAGUGGUGAUGUCGAUAUUAACUGAUCGAUUAUUCGUUUCGCUUUUGCUCGUGUCGUUUUGGCGUCGAAUUGGAACGCGCCCCGGAAAAACGCUAUAUGGAGAUCGCUCCACCAACCGCUUUUUUUCGAGCGAGAUGGAAGCAGAAAAGGACUUUUCGGCAUUCUCUGCUACGUGUUUCUCUCUCAGUCCUCGAUUCAUUCCGCGGUUCUGUUCCUGCAUCAGGUCUGCAUCUAGAAGGAUUUACUCAACCACUGCUUACGUAUGGUGGGAGAAUAUGGCUUCAUAUAUCAACGAUGCUAUAUCCUGAACUUUCUUGAAAGACAAACCCAUAUGCAACCUUUUAAGAGGAAGAAAAAGUAAUAGAU